Messenger RNA from Pundamilia nyererei, 5103 nucleotides. RefSeq names its product fibronectin type III domain containing 3A (gene fndc3a). The record is from RefSeq and is a predicted model, not a curated record. Gene Ontology annotation, molecular function: protein binding. NCBI's taxonomy places the organism in Eukaryota, Metazoa, Chordata, Actinopteri, Cichliformes, Cichlidae. The coding region runs from base 567 to 4280 and encodes 1237 amino acids. The transcript has 26 exons.
CCGGAUAGUGACCGGGUUCACAACAAACAAAAUGAAAUAUAGUAACAUUAUUUAGCGUUUAUCUUUACUAUCUUGUAAAUUAGGAUUCGUGAUGAAUUGCCCGAAUACGCAUGCGCACUAAGUCGUGUAAGCGAUGGCGACAUUCCUGCUUUUUAUGCGAGGAACAGGGUUGGAUGGAAAGUUAUCUCGAUAAAACUGAGGGUUAGACAAACGUUAUCGAUACUUUGCAUCGUCACAGUCGCUCGCUAGCUACUUCGACCGUUUUAAGGUGCUGUUAACGCGAGCCUGCGUCGUUCAUGAGAAGACCGCAUACUAUCUUGCUAACUGUUAGCUAGGUAGCUUACGCUAGUAUGUCACACUUUGCCUUGUCUUGUGUUUGUCUGGGUAGCUAGCAAGUUAUCAUCAGCUUCAGGUUCUGCAGAAAGUUGCUGGUCAUCCAAGGUUGCUGACGUUAAACAUUUCGGGGAAGAGCUGCAUAAGACUCAUCACUGUGCAUCGGCUUGUUCAGCAAGACUGCUGCUCUGCCAACUGACUGGUACCUCUUCAGUGGUGUGAAUGAGGGAGACAUGGCAGACCACACGCCACCUCUGGAGUCUGGCCAGCUUCUCAGCCCUGAACUCCCAAUCCUGGCCUCACCACCACCCCCAGCCAUGGUCAACGGGGAGGGCCCCCAGCAGGUAAUCCUGGUGCAAGUAAACCCAGGUGAGGCCUUUACUAUUCGACGAGAGGAUGGUCAGUUUCAGUGUAUCACAGGUCCUGCUCAGGUUCCCAUGAUGUCUCCAAAUGGUUCAGUGCCUCCAAUCUAUGUGCCUCCUGGAUACAUUUCACAGAUCAUAGAAGAGAACGGAGUGCGGCGGGUUCUGGUUUUACCUCAGCAACCAGAGUUCCACCCAGGGGGGCACUCCCCUCUCCACCAUCCUCCUCCACCACCCCAUGCCCACCUGCCUGCCUUCAUCCCACACCCUGCCAUGAUGCCCCCUCCACAUCACCUGUAUACAGGCAUGGCAGGGGGCGUGGGCGACAUGAGCUCCCAGUACAUCUCUCAGUACCAUCCAGCUCAUAUUUACCCAGAGCAGGUCUCUACAGAUUCUCACUCCCAACAUGGACGUCCGUCGUUGGUUCACAGAGAUGACAGAACUAGCAAAACACAUGAACGUCUGCAGAAGAAACUGAAGGAGCGUCAAGGAGGAGGGCAGGUGAAGGACAGCCCUCCCUCGUCACCACAGAAGUCCUGCAACAGUCCCCCAACGGUGGACAUUCAUAACGGUAUUGGAGGGAAAGGGCUGGAGGCAGAGCAGGGGCAACUUAGGCACACAGUGUCCUCUCCUGACAAGCAGACAGGCAAGCGAAAAAUUGGAGAGUCAGCAGUACUUGACAAGGAGGCGCAGGCCCUACAAGCGCUCUUGAGCACCAUCAAUAAACCAGAGGUGUCAGACAUCGAGGCCAGAGGAGCAACAGUGAGCUGGAGUGCGCCCACCAAGCCAGAAAGUGAGAAUGACAGCAAGGAGGAUGACCCCAGCUUCUCAGAGCCUCUCUGCUAUGAUGUCUCCAUCUCAAUUAGUGGUAAAGAUGGGAAGUACCAGAGCAUACACUGUGGGGAAGAACUAAGUGCAACUUUAGAACUCCUUCGGCCAGCAACAGACUAUCAUGUCAGGGUCCAGGCGAUGUGUAGCGGUUUACAGGGAAACCCAUCAGAGGCUGUGAGCUUCACCACUUUAAGCUGUGAGCCAGAUCCUCCCAAUCCUCCCAAGAAGAUCAGUGGGACCAAGAAUUCUCUUUUACUUCAGUGGAAGGCUCCAUGUGACAAUGGUUCCAAAAUUCAAAACUACAUACUCCAGUGGGAUGAGGGGAAGGGCACUGGUGUUUAUGAACAGUGCUACUAUGGACCUCAGAAGCAGUACAAAGUGACCAAGCUUUCUCCAGCUUCACGAUACUCUUUCCGCCUUGCAGCCAAAAAUGACAUGGGUACAAGCGAGUUCAGUGAAGUGGUGGACCUGUUCACCUCAUGCAGUGUGCCAUUGCCACCCUUCCCUCCAGAGCUGGAGAUGGCGGGGGUGACCUGGCUGUGUCUGAAGUGGCAGAGGCCUGCUAGCUCUCCAAAGGAGGAUGACAUCUUUUAUAUUUUGGAAAUGGAGGAGGAAGGCUCGGGAUAUGGCUUCCAGACAAGCUACAACGGUGACGAACUCUCUUUCACCAUUAGGAAUCUCCACAGGAGCACCAAGUACAAGUUUAGGGUGGCGGCAUACAACUCAGAGGGCAAGAGCAACCCUAGCCAGGUGGUCGAGUUCAUCACAAAACCAGAUAUACCUGGCUGUCCCUUCAAGCCUGUCAUCAGAGGAAGAGUCCUGCCCAACAGCUUCAAAAUGGCCUGGGAACCCCCUAAAGAUGAUGGUGGCUCAGAAAUCACUAAGUAUGUUGUGGAGCUUUCUGAAGGCACAAGUGGCUCACCGUGGGGGCAGGUGUACUCGGGGCCAGCUCUGGAACAUGUGUGUGAGGGCUUGAAGCCCGGCUGCUCCUACCAGACGCGAGUUUACUGCAUGAGCGAGGGGGGGCAGAGCCCGCUGUCAGAGACCCUGCAGGUCCAGACUCCCGCAGUGCCCCCGGGGCAAUGCCAGCCCCCUCGGUUGGUGGGCAAGCCCAAAGCCAGGGAGGUGCAACUGCGCUGGGGUGUCCCUCAGGUAGACGGAGGAAGCCCGGUUUCUUGCUACAGUAUAGAAAUGAGCGGGCCACAGUCUGAGGAAAGCAAAGAGGUUUACCAGGGUCCAGAGCUGGACUGCUCUGUAGGAGGGUUAAUGCCUGGCAAAACCUAUAGUUUCCGGCUCAAGGCAGCAAACAAGGCUGGGUUUGGCCCUCUUUCGGAGCGCUUUGAGGUUACGACUGGCCCCGGGGCCCCUGAGCAGUGCAAAGCUCCCUCCACCACAUGCAAGUCCUCCAGCUGUGUUGUUGUGAGCUGGGAGGCCCCUCCUUGUAAUGGAGCUCCGGUGACAGAGUUUCGUCUGGAGUGGGGAGCAGCUGAGGGUAGCAUGCAGAUUUGUUAUAGUGGACCAGGCCUCAGUCAUGAAAUGAAAGGCCUACUGCCUGCAACCAACUACUUCUGCCGGGUGCAAGCUGUGAACGUGGCUGGUGUGGGUCCCUUCAGCGAGGCAGUGUUUUGCCUGACGCCCUGCACUGUGCCUGCUGCUGUCAGCAACAUAUACGUGCUCAAAGAGUCUGAGCUGCGAAGUUACGAUACUCCAGUGGAUGCGGAUGAAGAUGAGGAUGAGGAGGAGAGUGAGUCCCGGCCACAGCCGGUCUACUCUCCGUCCACCUGCCUGGGUAUUUGCUGGGACCCUCCAUGCGAUCACGGCUCUGAGAUCAAUUCCUACCUGAUUGACAUUGGAGAGCGACAACCUAUUGUUGUUGGUCCGGUCACCAAACACGUCAUCCAAAAUCUACAGCCUGACACCAGCUACAGGAUUCGAAUCCAAGCCCUUAAUAGCCUGGGAGCAGGCCCCUUUAGUCACACCUUUAAGCUGAAGACAAAGCCCCUGCCCCCACAGCCCCCCCGCUUGGAGUGCACCGCCUUCAGCCACCAGACCCUCAGGCUCAAGUGGGGUGACGGCCCAGCCAAAGCCACCUCAGAUGCCCUUCAGUAUCAGCUGCACAUGGGGGACAAGAAUGGCAGAUUUAUAUCCUUGUAUAAAGGACCAUGCCACACACACAAAGUCCAGAGGCUUAAUGAGUCUACCUCUUACACGUUCCGCAUCCAGGCCUUUAAUGAGGCGGGCGAAGGGCCCUUCUCCAAUGUUUACACAUUCACUACCCCACGUUCUCCUCCAGCUCCUCUGAAAGCCCCUAAAGUGGAGCGUCUGGAUGAUAACUCCUGCGAAGUCACGUGGGAGGCCCUGCCGCCUAUGAAGGGGGACCCAGUAAUCUACAGCUUGCAGUGUAUGAUAGGAAAUUCAGAUUUUAAACAGGCUUACAAAGGCUCUGCCACAACCUUCCAUGUUCAGAACCUGCAGCCCAACAGUGACUAUCGUUUCCGAGUAUGUGCUAUCAGGCAGUGCCAGGACGCCCCGGAGCUGAGCGGUCCCUACAGCCCCACGGUGACCCUCUCCUCCCAGCGGAAUGAUGCGGCGCUGGCCAGCAGCGCGGUCAGCUCAGGAUCCAGGAUCGGCACAGAGUCCACCCGAGCCAGACAGAGCCUGAGCGACGAGCAGUGCGCUUUCCUCAUCCUCAUGGUUUUUGCCGUCAUCGCCAUCCUCAUCGCUUUUGUCAUCCAAUAUUUUGUCAUUAAAUGAGCAGUCUGCACCCCCCAGCUUCAGGGUUAUAGCUUUACUCUUCCCUGCCCCCUCUGUCUCUCUGUUGUUUUGUAUUCUUUAUUUUGUACUUACUAUUCUCCAGUUUCAACGGAGUAAUUGCAUUAGCCGAACUGGGGCGCAGCAGGAGGAUGGGCGGGUGAGUGGGCGCUAAAUGGAAGUUAUAAAUUGAGGAUGUAACGUCUCAUUUGGCACCUGUGAUACCUUCCUGACUCUCCUUCCUCUGUCUCCCCGCUCCAAGGUUGUGGUAUCUGUUGAGUCCAAAUGUCUAAUCCAUCACGAUUAGCUUCCUGUGCAAAAGGAACUCAGAAAGCAUAGGGAUAGGGUUUGCUUUGGGGAAGGGCUGGGGAGAAGUGGCGCAUAUAUAUAUAUAUAUAUAAAAAUGUAUAGAAAUAGUCAUUAUUUAUAUUUCCAUUUAAGUGUCCAGUAAGAAACAGUUUUUUGAUAGAUGUGUUCCAAAAAUAGUCUGUAGGUGUAAACCUAUGUGCUAUUUGAUCCUGGGACCUGGUGGGCCAGUGUUUGCACAGUGAGGUGUGUCCAGAUGUGUUUACUGUAUGUAGUUUGUGCCACUGCGGUACACGGCUGGGAGGGCCUCAGGGCCACACGAAGGGACGUGAUUCCCCAUGCUGGAGUUUGUUCGAGAAGUCUAGGGAAAGAAGAAUCUGAAGAGUUAACCUUGUUCACAUUAGUAGGACGUUCAUUUAGCACUUUCCAACCUUUUUGAUGUUCAGAAUGUUUAAGGAUGCAAAAAUGACUGGAGAAAUGUUAGUAUAUUUUUGUACAGUGAAGAUCUGUAAGUUUGAGG